Molecule: messenger RNA, 7807 nt
Organism: Struthio camelus australis
Lineage: Eukaryota; Metazoa; Chordata; Aves; Struthioniformes; Struthionidae
Source: RefSeq, a predicted model, not a curated record
UUUGAAGAUGCCGCUCUUCGGGAAAAUUGUUGUAAUUAAACGGACUGGGACUGAUGGAAUUCAUUUUCCACUCACUGCAAGUUCUUGUUUAUUUGGAAGGAAAAUAGAAUGUGAUAUUCGCAUCCAGUUGCCUCAGGUCUCUAAAGAACACUGCAAAAUUGAAGUAAAUGAAAACAAGGAGGCAAUACUGACUAACUUAAGUACAGUAAAUCCUACGCAACUGAAUGGUGGUUGUUUUCAGCAACCUGUAGCUCUGAAGCAUGGAGAUGUGUUUACCAUUAUUGAUCGUUCUUUCAGAUUUGAAUAUCCUCCCCAAUCAGCUCCAAGGAAGAGGUGUUCCAGAUCUCCAAAAAAUGAAACACUGCAGGUUCUUCAUGUUCAGCAGGUGGCAGAGGUGGAAUUGCUACACAAACAAACUUCAGGAUCUAAAAGUCUUCUUGAUUCCGAUAAUACUGAGUGUGAAGAACAAAAUGCUGAUGAAAAUAAACGAAGUACGGAGGGAAAUAUUUCCAAAACUUUACCCGUCAAGCUACUAACACCUAAAUCUUUAUACAGAGUUCAUCGAUCUAAUAAAAAGGAAAAUGAAAUGUCUCCUUUUAGUAAACUCUAUGAAACACUGAAACAUGAGAUUGAAGUGAAAAAAGUGCUGAAAGAAGGAAAUGUGUCUCAACAAGCUGGAAAAGAAGAUGGCAAGAGUAUAUUGCUAGAACCCAGUGCUCAGACUUCAUCAUCAGGUUAUGCUUACGGUCUUGGAAGCCUGACUAAAGAAAAAGAAAUAGAUGUAAGUGAAGCUAUUGAAGAGUAUAAAAUGAAACAAGAAGUAAUCGGUUCAGAAUUUAAUCCGAUCUCAACUGCAGGCAGUGCAACAAAGAAGAGCUUUACCAGAAGUCCUCGAACUUCUGCUUCAAAUGAGAUGUCACGAGAUAUUGGUAAGAGAAUUCUGUUGCAGGAUCACAAGGAACAAAAUAUUUCAGGGAAAUCUGAUGGUACUGAAGUUGCAACCAAACCAAAUAAGGACAACGAUGGAAAUGCAGCAUGUUCACCUAAGCCAUGCUCUAUAGAACGCUUGGGUUAUGCAGACAACAUAAAAAUAUACUCCUCUGCAAAAAAAAAAGAACAACUAGCACAAACAAGUGCUGUAACAAAUGCGACUAGCGUAGAAACUAGCGUUUCUGAAAUAGAUAAUUGUGUUUUGUCUACACCAAGGCUCAAGAGGAAGAGUCCCCGGUCUCGUUCCGUAUCAUCUACCAAAGUAACUAGUGAAAUGGGUUCUCUAAACACUGAUACUCCAACAGUUCAACACGAUAUAUUGUUGGAAUGUAAGACUUUUUCAGGAAUUGCAGCUGAACCUCAAAAGGAAGACUUAGUGUGCAGAAAUGAUAGCCUGAAACAACUGCCUUUGGCAGAAAAUAGAUGCUUAAAACAAAGACGAAAUAGUAAACAACAUACACCAGGAAAAUCUGUAAAAGAAGAGGUACUGAAAGAAACUUGUGAUCAGGACAACUUUGUUAACUCAAAAGAGAGAGAUUCUGAUACUCCUGCUUCCUCAUCUAAUUCUAAGAGCCCGAGAAGAAAUAGCAGGCGAGGUAAAGAAUUAUCAAAUAAAAGUGUCUAUUCAGAGACACUGACUUCAGAAGAAUUAACACCAGAACCUGCAUCUCCUGCUAGUCAGAAAUCUAGCCCUGGAAGAAAAAGGGGUAGACCAAGAACCUCUGGACCACUAACUAAAAAAGUGCUGGAAACAGAUGCCGCUCAAGAUCAUCAUGAUAAAACUGUAGACAGAAAAGACAAUGGAAGUAAAGAGGAGCUGGCCUAUCAACAGAAACUAGAUUUGGAAGAUGGCGGUGUUCUAAGACCUCGUAGAUUGUCAUCAAAAAGAAGAUCUGGAAGUGCCACCAUACUGAAAGAAGAUGAGGUUGUCACAGAAAUGAGUAUUUCUAGCCUGUUGGAUGAAGAGGAGGAAUUGGGUAAUACAAGAAUAUCUCAAAAGAGGAAAAGUGGCGACUUGUUACUUCAGCCUUUAGGAAAAAGAAAGAGAGUGUCUUUUGGUGGUCAUCUAAGCCCAGAACUUUUUGAUAAAAGUUUACCUCCUAAUUCACCCCUUAAAAGAGGUGCAAUUCCAGCACGACUGAGCUUACCAUUUGGAAACUCCCCACGUGCAGUUCUGAAGAAGGCUCAGGGACUGAAGCGUUUUGCCAUCCAGGAAAUUUCUGAACAUUUGCCAAAACAAAAAGUGUCACCAAAAAAUUUGCUGACCCAGAGGUCUGCUGCUGCUUCAUCCCUUGUUUCUGGAACACCUAAAUUUACUUUAAGCUCUCCAGCACCUUACACUAAAGGACGUUUCUCGGUUUCCCGCGUCACAACACCAUCACCAGUUGCAGAGGAGCAGGAUGCCGUUGCAGAAGAUGUGAAUACCCAGGAGGAAAAUGGUGCUCAAGUAAAAACACUCAAUUUUUCUCACGUUAACCAAGAUGAUAAAACUUUAACAGCUACAACUAACAAAUUAACAAGAAGUGCACAGCUUGCUUUGAAGAACACUCCCAUGAAGAGAAGAAGUGGGGCUGUAGCUGUUAUUAAUGCAAAAAGAAGAAGUGGUGCCUCCAGUGCCAAUUUGCUAGUUGCAAAAUCCUGGGCAGAAGUGGUAAAGUUAGGUGUUGCAAGACCACAAGCAAAAGCCAUUAAAAAGUCUGUCCUAAAAGGAAGAUCAGCAAAGAAGAUAACACAAUCACCAAAGACUCCAGAAAGAAAAGUAAAAGGUCAUUUUAGUACAGGUCAUGCAGAAUCUCCUGCUACAAUAGUUGUUGGCAGAGCUUAUACCACAAGAGUCAGAAUGGCUGGACAGGUCCCUAAAGUGGUAAAAAAUCCUAUCUUGAAACAAAACAUGGAUAUGGAUGAAAGCUUCACAGGAUUGACUGAGUUGCUUCAGACUCCAGAAGAUAAAAGUGGGAAAAGACUACCUUUGUCCGCUGUUCAGAAGACUGAUUUUACACCAAUGUGUACCGCAGUAGAAGUUUCAGAGUUACACACUCCUGAAGAAUCUGGAGAGAUGAUAGUGUCACCCUUGAAUAGUUCAGAUGCUUCAGAACAGAAACAAGAUAGUCAAGUCAUCUGUCACUUUCUGAGAGAUGAAGAAUCUCUAAAGUCGAUGGUUGAUGCAAUCUCCACAAAUACUCCUGAAAAAAAAGAAGCUAUGCUGGAAGAAAAUGUUAGCAUGGACAGUUUGCUGAUAAGUCCAGAAAAACAUACAUCUCCAAUGAAAUUAAGAAUUCAAAGGAGGACUCCAAAACAGAAGCUAGAGCCAGUCGAGGUCCUGUCAGGCAUCAAGCAGCUCAUGAGGACCCCAAAGCAAAAGUCGGAGCCAGCUGAGGUCCUGUCAGGCAUCAAGCAGCUCAUGAGGACCCCAAAGCAAAAGUCAGAGCCUGUGGAGGUCCUGUCAGGUGUCAAGCAGCUCAUGAGGACCCCAAAGCAAAAGUCGGAGCCCGUGGAGGCCCUGUCAGGUGUCAAGCAGCUCAUGAGGACCCCAAAGCAAAAGUCGGAGCCCGUGGAGGCCCUGUCAGGUGUCAAGCAGCUCAUGAGGACCCCAAAGCAAAAGUCGGAGCCCGUGGAGGCCCUGUCAGGUGUCAAGCAGCUCAUGAGGACCCCAAAGCAAAAGUCGGAGCCCGUGGAGGCCCUGUCAGGUGUCAAGCAGCUCAUGAGGACCCCAAAGCAAAAGUCGGAGCCUAUUACAGAUGAAAUUGCCUUCACAAGAUUGCUGAAGACUCCAGUGGAAGGAGUAGAAGAUAUAGCAGGAGUUACUUUAAUUAAGAAAACUCCGAAACUGAAAUAUCAACCAGUAGAAGAUAUGAUUGGGGUUAGCCGCAUUUUCAAGACACCAAAGGAAAAAGUUGAACCAGUAGAAGAUGUGUUUGGAAUUAGUAGGUUAGUGAGGACUCCAAGAGAGAAAUAUCAGCCAGUUGAAGAUUUUGUGGGUCUGAAGAAGCUUAUGGCAGAACCUAGACAAAAAUGUUCAGAUUUUGAAGUGGAUUAUGUUGGAGUUAAGGAGAUGUUUGAUAUACCAGAGGAAAUCAAGGUCAGAUCAACAAAUACUAUGGAUCUUGAGCGAGAAGAUUCUGUACCUGUUUGCACUAAUUCCAAUCAAGAAUAUGAAGACAAAGGAAACUUUUCAGAAGGUGAGGAUUCUCAGCAGACUUUAUCAGCCAGCAAAGACCACUCUACCAAGAGACAAACAAGGGGCAGACCAAGGAAGACAGUACAUCCUGUUUCAGUAAAACAGCGUGAGAAGAUUCUAGAGGAAGAAGUAAAUUUAAAAGAAUUGCAAGCUCUGGAGAAAAAGAGCCCUCAAGAGGGGAUGGGAGAGGCUGGUGAUUCAACUACAGUAGCUAAAAAUCUGGGAAGAGGAAAGAGAACAAAUCUUUGCAUGCAAGAAGGAAUUGUUUCAAAGCACCCUGAUCAUGAAAAAGCUGAAACUAAGUCAUUUGUGGAAUUACGUGGAGCUGCUCAAAGAUCAAGAAGAGGUAAAAAGAAGGAACUUACGGAUUUAAAACAUCAAAGUGAGAGUGCUGAAGAAUCUUUGUCACAAAACUCAGUGCUACAAAAAGAACCUGCAAAUAUAAAACAGACUUUGCAGGAGUAUGAUAUCAAUGCUGUGUUGAUAGCUGAAGAUGGUCAAAGCAUAAAGACAGAAAGUAUGUAUAGUAGCAUUCAAAAUGCAAAUUGUCGACUUCUGCAAACAGAAUUCAAAAAAACUGAGAACAAAUCUAAUGAAAGUAGUAUAGAAAACAAUGAAGAAAUCCUGCUGUCCCCUGGGAAGACAUCUAGAGGAGAGAAAAAAGUAGAAACCACAGAACCAGUUAUUCCACCUAAAAGAGUAAGAAGAGGAAAAAAUGACAGUGUCAAACAAUCUCCUUCAGAGGAGCUUCAUGGGACGGUGAGGAAGCUUCGUGAGGCCCCUUCAGCAAAGAUGAUACAAGGAGAUGAACAGACUGUUGAUAAAGGUAUCAUUGAGACUGCCCCAGUAGAAGAAUCUGAAAUCGGAACUAAACACGAAAUAAAGGUAGUAGAGAAAAGAGGAAAAUCUUUAAGAAAUGCUAGAAAACAUUUGACUGAAAUAAAAACAGAAGCUUGCAGGGUGGCACCUGAAAAUAUGAAAAAUGCUCAAGAAAACAAGGAAACUUCAGUGCAAACUGUUAUUGAAACACGAUCACGCAUGAAAAAUGAGAAUAAAGUAUGUCAAGGAGAUGAAGCAGAAAAUGUGCAGGAAAAUGCAACAGAGGCAUCUCAAACAUUAAAGUCAGAGUCACCUUUUGGAGAAACAAACAAAGCACCUGCUACUGUACUAUACUUGGAAACAAACAGAAGCACAAUACAAGAAACAAACAGAACUAGAAAUAGGAGAGUCAAAAAGGGCUCUCUGGAGAUAAAGACUGAUGAAUCUGCCAAAGAUGUCAGCAGCCUAAAAGUAAUCAUGCCCAAACUUAAGUCAGAAACAGAACUGGAGGAAUCUUCUAUCAAGGAUUCUUUAGGCUCUCCCCAUGUCAAGGAGGACAUGAGCAACUCAGCUGCCACAGCAAUAGCUGCUGCAGAUAAUGACAGUAUUGCUCAUAGCUGUCAAAAGCAGACAGAAAAUGAACAGGAAGUCCAUAAACCUCAUCAAAUUGAAACCCUGCCAGAAAGUCAAACACACGUAAAUGGGACUACAUUUAGAAGAGGUAGAGGGAAGAAAGUUAAUUUUGAACUUGAAGAAGCUAAUGCCAAAGCACUUGGAGGAAAGAGCUUCCUUGGAGAAGAUAAAGGAAUAAUUUAUAAAGAUGGUCAACAUGACACUUCAGAAAAUACUUCUUCACAAGUAAGGAGGAGCAGAAGAAAGCAAGUUGAUUCCAUUCCACCAACAGCUUGUCCUACCUCUACUAAAAACCAAACGUUAAUUGAAGAUCAUAGUAAAGAUGAGACUUUUGUAAAAGAUCAAGAUCCAGCUCUGGAAGCUACACUCUCUUCAACAGAAGAGAAUCCACUGAGAUGGGGCAAAAGAGGAGAGGCUGCUGUAGCAUCACAAACCACUAGUUCUCUUUCUGUCAGAAAAAAACGUGGUUUGCCAGAAGGUGAUGAUAAAAAGAUGGCUGUGAAAGAAGAUCAAAAUAUGGCUUUGGGAAAUAAAACUUCUCAGGCAAAAGCAAAUGCAGCAGCAAGGGACAGAAGGGAAAAGAUUGAUCUAUCAGCAGAGGCAAAAAGUUCAUCUUCUCUCCAGAGAAAAUGUGGCUUGUCAGAAACUGAUGAUAAAGAGGAGAGUUCUAAUGAAGAACAAAAUAUGCCUUUGGAAGUUGUGUCCCCUGCAAAAGAGAAAACAUUAGGAAGGGGCAGAAGGAAAGUAGCUGCUCUGAUGUCACACACAACUAAUUACAUUUCUCUUAGAGGAAGACGUUGUGUGCCAGCAGAUAAUGAUAGGGAAGAGACUCUUAAAGAAGAUCAAAACGUGCCUUUAGAAACUGCUGCUUCAUCUGUAAAAGAAACUCAGUUGAGGAAAGGCAGAAGGAAAGAAGUUGCCCUCUUGUUAGAAGCAACAAGGUCUACUUCUAUUCACGGAAAAGACAGUGUAUCAAAAGAAAGUGGUAAAAAGAAUGCUUAUGGGGAAGCUGAAAAAAUGAUUUUGGAGAACUCUACUUCCCAAGAAGAAAUGAAUCUUUCAAAAGGGAAGUCAAGGCAAAAAGCUAUUGUCACUUCACUGGCUUCUGGUUCCACUUCACCCCAAGGUAAAAUCAGUUUGCCAGAUAGUGGCAAGAAUGAAACUCCCAAAGAACAACAGAGCUUAUCUUUAGAAAUGGUGCCAUCUGCAAGAGAAAAUCUAUCAAGAGCAGGUAGAAAGAAAACAGUUUCUUUCAAAUCUGAAGAAGCUGAUUCCACUUUUCUCAGGGGAAAACGUUAUUUGCCCAAAGACACAGGUCAAAAGGAGACCCUUAAAGAAGGUGAAAAUGCAUCUCCGGAUAAUAAUUCAUCCCAGGAAAGAACAAGGCUAUUGAGGAACAAAAGAAAAAAGGUAGAAUUUGUAUCAGAGGCAGCUCCUUCUACUUCUCUCCAUGAUAAUGGCAACUUGCCAGAAAAUGGUAACACUCCAAAAACUCGAAAUACGUAUUUGAAAUCCACUGAUCCUGAAAAAAAUAAUCCCUCUAGAAAAGGAAAAGAGGUUAACCUUAUACCUCAGACAACUUCCACUUCUCGCAGAAGAAAAUGUCAGUUGUCAGAAGACAACUUAGCAUCCAAAAAAUUAAAAUCAGAGAAUGAUGAAAGUAGAUCUCUACAAAAAGGAAAAAGAAACAAAACUAAAGAAGAGCUUGAUGAAGGGAAUAGAGCAACCCAGACUGCUGGCGGAACAGACAGGAAAACAAGAUCAAGCACAAGAACAAGAAAAUAGUGUUAGCAGUUGCAGAACCAGUUUUUAAAUCAAUUCAGUAUUGAAAUUGCAAUUUUUUAAUGUGAAUUGAUUUGCACUCAGAUUUUAAACACAGAUUUGUAAAACAAUCAAUGAAUUUUGAUAUUAUAGAAAUAUAUAUUUUUUUACAGAUGUAGCUUAGGUAUCUGUUUAAAUAGAUCUGCCUGUAUGUAUAAUGCUUCAUAAAUAAUGGGAGGCUUGUGCAAAACUGCAAUCACACACACACACACAAAAUCUUUCUGUAACUGUAUUUAUCCCUUCUUUCUGUUGAUCAGUGCAGCAGUCAGGAAGUCUUACUACCUUACUACCAGUUUAACUGUAAGUUCUUUUCUGCUUAAAUUUUAAUGUACUUGCAUCUUAUUUUCAUUAAAGUUCUGUAAAUAU